Messenger RNA from Colletotrichum truncatum, 1065 nucleotides. RefSeq names its product mitochondrial carrier protein. Gene Ontology annotation, cellular component: mitochondrial envelope. Gene Ontology annotation, biological process: mitochondrial transport; carnitine transmembrane transport. The record is from RefSeq and is a predicted model, not a curated record. NCBI's taxonomy places the organism in Eukaryota, Fungi, Ascomycota, Sordariomycetes, Glomerellales, Glomerellaceae. Gene Ontology annotation, molecular function: O-acyl-L-carnitine transmembrane transporter activity.
AUGCCCGCGACAGAAGUCGAAUAUCAUCCAAGACACCAUGUUCCGGCCCGCCAACCGACUGCGAUCAUGCCUCGAGCUCAAGAAGAGCGUCCGCAGAGGCUGGUCAAGCGAUACCGCACAGAGAUCGCCGCUAGCACCUCUAGCAUGUUCUCAACCGUUGUCGCCUUUCCCCUCGAUAGCGUGAAAACGCGAAUGCAAACCUACAGAUAUGAAGGGUUCCUCGACUGCGUGAGGCACACCUACCGCACCGAGAAGCUGAGAGGCUUCUUUCGGGGCGUCUUCGCUCCAAUGGCCAGCGUCACUCUUGUGCGAACCAUUUCCUUUUCGAUCUAUCAACGCGCCAAGUACACGUACUCUGGCUGGAUUAAGCAAACCUGCGGGUUCGACGUUCUGCAACACGUUGGCAAAAAGGGCACUUAUCCAAACCUAUACUCCGUCGCCUGCUUUGGAGCCGCCGGGGCCACUGCUGGCUCUUGUAUCACGCUUCUUGCCUGUCCCUUCGAAUUGACCAAACUUAGCGCCCAGGUGUCUGUUUUACUGUCUGACCAGAAAAAGCUUGCCGAGGCCAAUUGCCAGGCAACCAAUGGUCACCAGGUUGCGGCCAGUUAUCAAAACAAAGGCACCUUCAAAACAAUGUCCAACAUCAUUCGUCAUCGGGGUGCUUUGGGGCUCUACACUGGCUUCAACUUGCACUUGUUACGAGAUACUCUGGGAACUGCCAUUUAUUUCAUGGUGUAUGAGAGCGGCAAGCAGCUCGGAACCACGUUUGGCGGCGAUCAUCCCACUACUAACAAACUGGCGGUUGUCGUUUCAGGAGGACUAUGCGGGAUAGUGUCCUGGGCAAUGAUAUAUCCAAUCGACUCGGCGAAGAGUAUCUACCAACGUAACUCUCUCUUGUACUCAAAGGGACAAACAGUCGAGCCGCCUCCGAAGAUUGAGUUCUUCAAGAAACAGAUGUAUCGCGGCUUGGGAGUUUCCAUGGGACGGUCAUGCGCUGUAAAUGCGCUCUUUUUCUCUGCUUUUGAAUUCAUGAAGAAGCACGUCAAUUCGCUGGAUGACAACUAA